Molecule: messenger RNA, 896 nt
Organism: Morone saxatilis (striped sea-bass)
Lineage: Eukaryota; Metazoa; Chordata; Actinopteri; Moronidae
Gene: tfg
Product: trafficking from ER to golgi regulator
Biological process (GO): endoplasmic reticulum to Golgi vesicle-mediated transport; COPII vesicle coat assembly
Cellular component (GO): endoplasmic reticulum exit site
Molecular function (GO): identical protein binding
Source: RefSeq, a predicted model, not a curated record
AAUGCCACGUACUGGUUGACGUUUCCAGUUCGGACACUUCCUGAUGCUGCCGCCCGGGUCUAGCUAGGCUAGCUAACAGAUUGGAUUUUCACGGUUUGGGGAAACCUGUGAAAUACAGCGUGGUCACGUCGUUCAGUGGUGGGAGCAGAAGAGGUCGGACGGCACCAUGAACGGCCAGCUGGACCUGAGCGGGAAACUGAUCAUCAAAGCCCAGUUGGGCGAUGACAUCAGACGCAUCCCUAUCCAUAACGAAGACAUUACUUAUGAUGAGCUAGUGCUGAUGAUGCAGCGUGUCUUCAGGGGAAAGCUGCAGAGUAAUGACGAGGUUACCAUCAAAUACAAGGAUGAAGAUGAUGAUCUCAUCACCAUCUUUGACAGCUCCGACCUCUCCUUCGCCAUCCAGUGCAGUAGAAUACUCAAACUGACUUUGUUUGUGAAUGGUCAGCCGCGGCCUUUGGAGUCUAGUCAGGUCAAGUACCUGCGCAGGGAGCUCAUUGAGCUCAGGAAUAAAGUGAACAACCUCCUGGACAGCCUGGAGCCCCCCACAGAGCCCGGCCUGGCUGCUACAGCACCGGACAGUGAAUCAGUGGAUGGACGUGAAGGCAAAAUGGUGGCAGCAGACCACACAAUGAAACAUGCCACCCCAGUCAGCGCAGCCAGCAUGUCCGCCUUCGACCCAUUAAAAAAUCAGGACGAGGUCAGCAAGAAUGUCAUCUCUGCUUUUGGUUUGAGCGAGGACCAGGCUCCAGCUCCCCCAGCGGUUGCACCAGAGGAGCGCUCAGGAACCCCUGACAGCAUUGCCUCCUCCUCAUCUGCAGCCCCUCAGCCAGGAGUGCCCCCCCAACCACAGGCUCCCUAUCCUGGAGUACAGCAGGGCCCCCCAGCUGGCAUGGAUG